This is a messenger RNA of Bactrocera oleae (olive fruit fly), 3168 nucleotides long. NCBI's taxonomy places the organism in Eukaryota, Metazoa, Arthropoda, Insecta, Diptera, Tephritidae. The record is from RefSeq and is a predicted model, not a curated record.
UUUUUUAAUUUUUACUUUCAAAAUUUUUUUUAUUUAAUUUUUUUAAUUUUAUUUCUAAUUUUUUUAUUGUUAAUUUUUUUCCUAAUCUAUGUUUUCAAUGGGUUCUGUCAGCAUUUUCUGCAAUUCGUUAAUUAAAUUAAGUUAUUCACUGCCUUUUUUUCACCCCUUCAUUUUUAUUUUCCAUUGGCUUACGAUUUGUCUCUGCUGUGUUUUUUUUUUGCCUUUCGCUUUGUUAUUUGUUGGUCAAAAACUCUAUUUUUUUUAUUUCGCUGUGUUACGCCCUUCACGCCGCGAAGUAUGUACCUCAUCGCGCAGUUGGCUACGCACGGCUACAUUGUCCGAACACGUCAGAGUCCAACGACCGCGCAUAUGCUGACGAUAAGGUGCUUUAAUAAAUUAAAGUCAAUUUUCAAUGUCAAUCGGCUUUAGCGCUUUUUUAUUAAAUAAAAAGGGAUUUUUAAUAUUAUCAAUGAAUUCUAUAAAAACACAUUUUUCCAUAUAAUGCGGAGUUACACAAGAAAAUAAGAAAUGUGCAUUCUGUAAUCAGCAAAUAAUUCAAACACUAGUACAUUUGAGAUAGCUGGGUUUUGCACGCACAAAGAUUCUAAGAAAAGUAUAUGCAUUUGUAUUUUACUUUUAUUUGUAAACAAUUUCAUAUCGCCGUUUAAAAAUAGCAUUCCACAUUGGCUUGCAGUUAAUACAAGGGUCCGAUAACGCCAACAAAAGUACUGUGGUUGAAGUAUAUUAGUCAUCAACAUUUACUCUUUCGUAUUGUUUCCUGAUUUUAUUUGCCUUUCGAUUUUCUUAUGAUAAUUUAUGCUCACUCGUCUUUAUACAAAAGAAACCUAUAAUACUAACAACUCAUAGUGUUUUUGUAAUCAACUUGAAUAUUAAAAUCGAAAAAUAGACAGUUUUCUCUUUAAGCUACAAGCAGGUAUGCUUUUUAAGAAAAUAUUUAAAUAAUUUUUAAUUUGAAAAAUAAAAAAUUAAACGCGACUGCGCACCAUUCAAUUUCGGUGCACAUCGUUAACGGGCUCGUCCGGGAAUUGAACCCGGGACCUCUCGCACCCGAAGCGAGAAUCAUACCUCUAGACCAACGAGCCAUACAUUCGAUGUUCGCUAAUAAGCAAUAAGCGUACAGUGUGCUGGUGGUUGUUUUUUGUAUACUCACCACGAGAGCAAGGUGUUGGGUUAUCAGCAAAUGUGGUGAAUUUUGAAAGUGUGCAGUGCUGUAUUUUGACGCAUGAAAUUUGUAUAGUACUUAAUAAUUGCAAUAAAUUAUUUGUUGAAGUUAUUGAUUUUUAUUUUUUUUUAAUAUUUAAUAAGUUGUAUUGUUUAUCAUGGAAGUUUUUAACAGUUAUUCACUUUUGAGAGCUAAUAGCUGAGAAUUUUAAGUCUUCCUGUGUCUAAAGUCUAUGGAUCUGGUAAUUGGGUUUGGUGAUAGCCUUUGUUUGGACAUAAAUCAGCUCUAGGUCUGGUUGUGCAGAUCAGACUAAUGUCGUUGUUCCGUUCACACGACAGUCGGAACUUUCGGUCCGUCUUUCAACAAUUUCAUUAAAAUUAUUUUGCCUGUACAACACAACAUCUCGAACUCUCUCACUCUCAACAGGAAACAUUAAGUUUGCUAAGAUAUUUGUAAUGCCCAAAAAGAAACUGCGGCGACCCAAGAAGCUAUUCAUUUGUCGAAACCGCCCAAUAUAUCGAACCACUAUACCAUUUAGUUGCCAUACCAACUCAACGAACAAACUCAAUAUCCUUUAUGGAACACUUCAUAAUUGGACGAAGUUUCUUUUAAAAAUUGGCAUUGAUUAUUAUCCAAGAUAUCGCUAUAAUCUUCGAACAAAUUGUUCAGAUCGGACAGCUAUAGCAUAUAGCAAAUGCACCUGUGAAGGGUAUUACGGCUCGGUGCUGUCGAAGUUAACGGUUUUGUUCUUUGUUUAUUUACAUUUUCAUGUUUAUUGCAAUCACAGCUACUUUUUAGAGCUUGUUUAUGUAAUCAUGCCUCUAUUAAUGUUUGUAUAUUUACGUGGUUUUCUACCGAUAGCUUAGUGUGUAUGCGCGGUGCUAUAAUCCAAGGUCGUAUGUUCGAAACCUACUGCUUGUAAUAUGCAGCUUGAAAUUUUUUUAAAAGACCUAACCACAGGAGCGUUGAUACAAUUAUUAGAGAGAAAAAGUCAAUUAUUUUAGAAAAGUCGUCUCAGUUUUAUCAUAAAAAUAAUUAAUAUGCGAAAACGAAUUGCUGAAAUUGGGCCUAAAAACGCUGCAUAUAUUUUUACAAUUCAAAGAACAAAAGUAAGUUGACGUUGAAAUAAUAUUCAUUGUUAGAGUUAAUAUUUUGUUUAGCUUGUCAGUAACAAAAUCGAAUUGAGCUUUCAACAGUUAAUCGUGCAAUUUGUAUAGGAGUUGAUAAUCACUAAAUAAUAUUUUUAAUUUUUUAUAUUGUGAAUGAAUUUCUUGAUUAAAAUUGUAAUAGAAUGAUUUUUCCAUAAACCACCGUUAGUUCUUCCAUUUUCUAAUAUAAAAUAAAAAUAAUUGCGAAGUCGCAUAUCGUUCUUCUGAUAAAAUUUUAAGAUUUAUUUUAUGAAAAAUGGCACCAAGACAUAAGAAAAAGAAUUCGCUAAAUUACCGUUUAGAGCUCGUGCGAAAACACAAUACAUCUGCAGCGGAAGCUAUUCUUCAAAGCAGUUCACUGAGUGAAAUUGAAAAUAAGGCGCUUCGGAAGGAUGAAAUUUCCCAAAAACAAACACCUGAAUUAGAACAGUUAAUUCCAGAGAACUGCGUUUGUAAUCGAGAGGCUAAAACUUUUGUUUGCAUUUUUUGCAAAAUGUUUAGUUUCGGACGUAUCGCCGAAACGUGUAGCAUUCAUCCAAAUGUUUCCUAUCUGAUGGAUUUCACGUGCUGCCCGCAUUGUUCUGGACCUUCGGAACAUCUUCACAUGGUUAAUAUGGAAUAUGAACGUUAUUUCAAGAUCUGAGAACUCUAAACUUGGUUUAGAAUUGGUGGAAGUAUUCAAAAUACCUCAAGUGGUCAACCAUAUUAGAUACUUAUAUAGCUUAUAUAUUAUUACAUAUAUAUUUCGUUUAGUAUAUAAUUUUAUACUAUUGAGUAUAAUGGAUUUUAAGUUAUUUCAAGUUAAAUAAAUGAAGUACUAAAAAUGAAUGGAAAGUA